GCCUGUGGGGUUGGCAGUUCUUUAAGUUUAGCUAGUCUGCAAAUAACUACAGAACAUAAUAGAGUCCUCCUCCCUUCCUCUCUCUCUCUUUCUUUUUUUUUUUUCUUUUCCUGCUUCCAAACGCCUUCUUCGAGGCUGAAGCCGGGCAGGUCUCCAAAGGUGCAGCAGCCACAACAAUCCCGCAGUUCAAAGUUAAGCAGCAGUUGCACAACUUCCAGCAACUUUCUCAGCCGGCUACUAAUGAGCUGAAAGCCAGGAACAUUCGAGGAGAAGAGAAAGCUUCCAGCCCUCCUCCCUUUACCCUGGAAAUCCAGACACCCCCACCCCUACCCCCAGAUCGCUUUAAGAUAAUUUCUUUAUUCAUUUGCCCGACAGACCAUGGCUCCCUUUGGAAGAAACUUGCUAAAGACUCGGCAUAAAAACAGAUCUCCAACUAAAGACAUGGAUUCAGAAGAGAAGGAAAUUGUGGUUUGGGUUUGCCAAGAAGAGAAGAUAGUCUGUGGGCUGACUAAACGCACCACCUCUGCUGAUGUCAUCCAGGCUUUGCUUGAGGAACAUGAGGCUACGUUUGGAGAGAAACGAUUUCUUCUGGGGAAGCCCAGUGAUUACUGCAUCAUAGAGAAGUGGAGAGGCUCAGAACGGGUUCUUCCUCCACUAACUAGAAUCCUGAAGCUUUGGAAAGCAUGGGGAGAUGAGCAGCCUAAUAUGCAAUUUGUUUUGGUUAAAGCAGAUGCUUUUCUUCCAGUUCCUUUGUGGCGGACAGCUGAAGCCAAAUUAGUGCAAAACACAGAAAAAAUGUGGGAGCUCAGCCCAGCAAACUACAUGAAGACAUUACCACCAGAUAAACAAAAAAGAAUAGUUAGAAAAACUUUCCGGAAACUGGCUAAAAUUAAGCAGGACACAGUUUCUCAUGAGCGAGAUAAUAUGGAGACAUUAGUUCAUCUCAUCAUUUCCCAGGACCAUACUAUUCAUCAGCAAGUCAAGAGAAUGAAAGAGCUGGAUCUGGAAAUUGAAAAGUGUGAAGCUAAGUUCCAUCUUGAUCGGGUAGAAAAUGAUGGAGAAAACUACGUUCAGGAUGCAUAUUUAAUGCCCAGUUUCAGUGAAGUUGAGCAAAAUCUAGACUUGCAGUAUGAGGAAAACCAGACUCUGGAGGACCUGAGCGAAAGUGAUGGAAUUGAACAGCUGGAAGAACGACUGAAAUAUUACCGAAUACUCAUUGAUAAGCUCUCUGUUGAAAUAGAAAAAGAGGUAAAAAGUGUUUGCAUUGAUACAAACGAAGAUGCGGAAGGGGCAGUUGCAAGUGAACUGGAAAGCUCUAAUUUAGAGAGUGUUAAGUGUGAUUUGGAGAAAAGCAUGAAAGCUGGUUUGAAAAUUCACUCUCAUUUGAGUGGCAUCCAGAAAGAGAUUAAAUACAGUGACUCAUUGCUUCAGAUGAAAGAAAAAGAAUAUGAACUCCUGGCCAAGGAAUUCAAUUCACUUCAUAUUAACAACAAAGAUGGGUGCCAGUUAAAGGAAAACAGAGUGAAGGAAUCUGAGGUUUCCAGUAGCAAUGGGGAGAUUCCUCCCUUUACUCAAAGAGUAUUUAGCAAUUACACAAAUGACACAGACUCGGACACUGGUAUCAGUUCUAACCACAGUCAGGACUCCGAAACAACCAUGGGAGAUGUGGUGCUGUUGUCUACAUAGUCCCAAUGCCUUCUUUCUGACCUGCUUUCAUCUUUUAAUGUUUGUUUAAUUUAAUAGGAGACAUUAUUUUAAAUAUAACACUCUGAAAAAAAUGUAAAUCAUAUUAUAGUAUUCAAUAGUUAAUAAAAACUAGAGAAAUGUGUUGUUUUUGA
Piliocolobus tephrosceles (Ugandan red Colobus) is the source of this 1838-nucleotide messenger RNA. It is a transcript of the gene RASSF9, whose product is annotated as Ras association domain family member 9. The coding region runs from base 379 to 1686 and encodes 435 amino acids. The record is from RefSeq and is a predicted model, not a curated record. Gene Ontology annotation, cellular component: recycling endosome; cytosol; trans-Golgi network transport vesicle membrane. Lineage: Eukaryota; Metazoa; Chordata; Mammalia; Primates; Cercopithecidae. Gene Ontology annotation, biological process: signal transduction; intracellular transport. The transcript has 2 exons.